AUGGGUUGUUGUAUUAAUACUCCAUAUGUUUAUCCUGAUGGAGGAGUAUACGAUGGAGAACUAAAAAAUGGUCUUCCUGUAUGUUUUCCUUUUAAUUCUAGCAUGGAAAAGGUAAAAUAUAGUGGAAAAAUGGAGAUUAUUUUGAAGGAAAUUUUGAGGCUGGGAAAAAGACUGGAAAAGGAAUAUUUAAAUGGAAUGACUCAUCAUAUUAUGAUGGAGAAUUUUUAAAUGAAAAUUUUCAUGGUUAUGGAGAAUAUUAAUGGUAUGGAGGAAGACUUUACAAAGGAUAAUGGGUUGAAGGUAAAAUGGAAGGAUAAGGAAUAUUAAUUGAUGAUGGGAAACAAUAUCAAGGUAUUAUCCUUAAUUUAUUUUUAAGGUUAAUUCAAAAAUGACAAAAAGGAAGGCUAAGGUGAAAUGACAUGGUCGAAUGGGUAAAAAUACAUUGGAGAAUGGAAGAAUGGAAAACAACAUGGAAAAGGAAAAUUAAUUGAUCCUAAUGGUCAUGUCACAGAAGGUUAAUGGAUUAAAGGCAAAAAAUAAUGA
This is a messenger RNA of Paramecium pentaurelia, 543 nucleotides long. The record is from the annotation of a GenBank genome assembly. Lineage: Eukaryota; Ciliophora; Oligohymenophorea; Peniculida; Parameciidae.